AUGUCCGACUCCAAGUACGAGGUCUCACAGGCCGAACAUGGCGUCCCCGCCAAGCGUGGCAAGAAGCGCGCCUGUGCCGAUCACUGCAAGCGCUUCUGGUGGCUGCACGUCCUCAUCUUUUGCUGCGUCGUCGUCCUCGUCGUCUGCCUCAUAAUCUUUGUCGGCGUCCCCAAGAUUGCCCAGAGCAAGCUGAAUGAGGCCGAGCUGCAGAUCCAGGGCGUCAAUGUCCUGCAGACCAAGCCCGACUCGUUCCUCAUGGAAAUCAACUCGACCAUCACCACUGACGGCAAGAUCCACGCCGACGUCGACGCCUUCGAGGGCACCAUGUCUCUCGACGCCGACAACGCCAAGCCCUUUGUCACCCUGCAGUUCCCCAAGACCACCGCCGACAAGUUUCAGACGGUCAACAUCAGCCAGACGGUCCAGAUCAAGGACAUGGAGGCCUUCAAGGAGUUCAACGUUGCCUUUUUCCAGCAGGAGAAGCUGCGCGUCAGGGUCCAGGGCAAGACUCGCGUCCAGCCCAAGGGUCUCGACAGAAAGUACGACGUCGACUUCAAAAAGACGCUCGAUAUCAACGGCCUCAACCUCUUCAAGGGCACAAAGGUCACGGACGGCACUGUCGACAUUAUGGCCACAAAGGGCAAGCCCAACUUUAGGGGCACCGCCGAGAUCCCCAACAACUCUCACUUCACCCUCGACAUUGGCAACGCCACCUUUACCAACUUUGCCGAUGGGCAGAACCUUGGUAAUCUCACCAUCCGCAACUUGCUCGUCCGCCCUGGCAUCAACAAGGUUGACAUCGAAGCCGAGCUGGACCAGGUCAAGGUCCUCAGCAUCGUCAGCAAGAAGCCCUACUGCGACAACGGAGUCGUUCCCUUCCAGCUGCUCGGCACCGACGUCGAGAACGGCGGCCAGAAGCUCGAUUAUUUCACCGCCACCCUCGCCAGCGCCAACCAGACCGUCGACAUUGACAUUGGCUCCAUUCUCAAGAAGACGAUCAAGGGCUUCCAAGUCUCGUGCUCCAGCAGCUAG
Molecule: messenger RNA, 1032 nt
Organism: Hirsutella rhossiliensis
Lineage: Eukaryota; Fungi; Ascomycota; Sordariomycetes; Hypocreales; Ophiocordycipitaceae
Exons: 3
Coding region: 1-1032 (343 amino acids)
Cellular component (GO): fungal-type vacuole membrane
Source: RefSeq, a predicted model, not a curated record